GUCCAUCAGACGGUCCUACAAGGGGCCCGGGAGCAGAGAGAUCUGGAGCAGAAACUCAUCAGCAUGAAACACAGGGAGGUUUCAGAUGAGGACGCCGUCUUCCAGAGCGAGGGAGAAACCUCAGAGAUAGUGAUUGAAGGCUACCUCUAUAAGCGGGCCAGUAACACCUUUAAGACCUGGAGCCGUCGGUGGUUUUCCAUUCAGAACAAUCAGCUGGUUUAUCAAAAGAAGGUGGAGCCUGUGACGGUUGUUAUCGUGGACCUCCGGCUCUGCGCUGUCAAAUUGUGUCCCGAUGCCGACCGGCGGUUUUGCUUUGAGGUUGUGUCGCCAUCAAAGUCCUGCAUGCUGCAGGCGGAGUCUGAGCGCGUCCUGCAGCUGUGGGUGAGCGCGGUUCAGAGGAGCAUCACCACGGCGUACAGCGAAAACAAGAGGGACAGCGGAAGUUUUAGAUUGCCCCGUUCACCAGCUGAGGCUCCGGCACCGCAGAAGGGUGGAGUGCCGGGCGUACAGGAUGCCAUACUGAGAGUAGCCGGAAAUGCGGCCUGCUGUGACUGCCGAGCCGCGGAGCCCGAGUGGGCGAGCAUCAAUCUAGGGGUGACCCUGUGUAUCGAGUGCAGCGGAAUUCACAGGAGCCUGGGCGUCCAUUUCUCCAAGGUCCGAUCACUAACACUUGACACCUGGGAGCCGGAGCUUGUUAAGCUCAUGUGUGAACUUGGGAACAACAUUAUCAAUUCCAUCUACGAGGCUCGAAUCGAUGAGAUGAACAUAAAGAGACCAACAUCUUCCAGCACACGCAGCGAGAAGGAAAUCUGGAUCAAAGCAAAAUACGUGGAGAAGAAAUUCAUCACCAAACUUCCCCAGAUGGCUCUGCGCAGCAACCCGCAUCAAGGUAACGCGCUCACCCGUCCAAUCAGCUACCCGGAGAGCAGGACCCUGGAGGUCAGACCCCCCUCUGCCAUGUCCAGCAAGUGGCCACCCAGCAGCAUGGAGAAAGAAGGCAGCCGGACGGAUGGAAGUCUCAAAAAGGCCAACAGAGAGGUGGAGUCUGAGCUUAACCGACCAAUCAGCCGACUGCACAGGCCCACUAAACCUCACCUGAAACCAAAGCCAGGGACGGCUCCUCCCCCACCCAGCGCUGCCAUGUCUGGAACGGGGGAUGAGAAGGACGUGCGAAAUCUACACCCCGGGGCACUUUUAUACCGUGCUGCUGAACACCGCUAUCUUCCCACCAUGGCGGAUGCCCUGGCACAUGGGGCGGACGUGAACUGGGUACGCAGUGAUGAGGACGGGCGGACGCCACUUAUCCGAGCUGUGCUCUCUGAUUCUCUUGUUGCCUGCGAGUUUCUUCUGCAGAAUGGGGCAAGUGUCAAUCAUGCUGAUAAAGAUGGGCGAGGACCCCUCCAUCACGCCACGCUGCAGGGCUACACGGGGUUGGCUUGUUUGUUUCUGAAGAGAGGAGCCGACAUUAACGCCUUGGACAAUGAAAGAAAGGACGUCCUCUCCAUCGCCAUAGAAAAAGCCAAUGCUGACAUCGUAACCUUGCUGAGAUUGGUGAAGAUGAGGGAGGCGGACAUUGCCCUUGGCCAGGCCG
Rana temporaria (common frog) is the source of this 1591-nucleotide messenger RNA. Its product is annotated as arf-GAP with coiled-coil, ANK repeat and PH domain-containing protein 1-like. NCBI's taxonomy places the organism in Eukaryota, Metazoa, Chordata, Amphibia, Anura, Ranidae. The record is from RefSeq and is a predicted model, not a curated record. Gene Ontology annotation, cellular component: cytoplasm. Gene Ontology annotation, molecular function: GTPase activator activity; protein binding.